Messenger RNA from Musca domestica (house fly), 2512 nucleotides. RefSeq lists its product as uncharacterized. NCBI's taxonomy places the organism in Eukaryota, Metazoa, Arthropoda, Insecta, Diptera, Muscidae. The record is from RefSeq and is a predicted model, not a curated record. The transcript has 4 exons. Bases 349 to 2226 code for a protein of 625 amino acids. Gene Ontology annotation, molecular function: protein dimerization activity.
GUUUUCGACUGUAACAAAGUUGUAAACGUCGAAAACGUCAUAAAGCUGUAUAAAAAGUAUGAAAUGUAUUUAACGUCAUAAACCUGAAAAAUGCUGUGUUAUAAUCAUUAUUAUGGUCAAUUUCUCAAGCUCUUGUUACUAAAACGAUUCAGAAUCAUAAAAUAUACAAAAUACAUAGCACGCCAUCUAUAAAAUGUCGCGUAUACUGCUUGAUGUGUUUUUCAUUGCAUUUGUGCAUGUUGACAAAUUGAACUGACAUAUGUCAACCAAAAAACGCCAAAAACAAAUUAGUUUGAGCGGGAGAUAAAACUACUUUUCAACAAUUACAAAAAUUUUAUAUAUUUAAAAAUGUUAAAAAGUCCGAGUGAUGAACAACAACCAGAGGGGUUUGGACAAAGUUCUGGAGCAACCGGUGGUAGGCCCCUUCAUCCAUAUUGGUACGGAUAUACAAAAAUAAGUGAACGAGGAAAAGCUAUUGCCCAGUGCAAUAGGUGCAAGCAAUUAAUCCGCAACACGGCUAUUAACAGAAUGCAGUCACAUCGGAAAAAAUGCAAUGUUGAACAGAUUGACGAGGACAACGGAAGUGAUUUACUUGAAGCGGGUAUAUCCCAAAAAAAUUUGUCAUGUACACAGACAUCAAAUACUCAAACUACUAUUAAGGAUUUUUUUCGUAAAAUCAACAAGAAAGACAAAGCUCAACUCGACAUUCGUACUGCCAGAUUUUUUUUCGCUUGUAACAUUCCUUUUGUUGCAGCAGGUAAUCAAUUCUUCAAAGAUUUUUGCAAAGGAAUGCAACCAUCGUACAAACCACCAAGCAGAAAAAGGAUAGCUGGACCACUAUUGGAUGCAGUGCAUAAGGAGCAAAUCGAUUUGAAUGCGAAAUUUUUAAAAGAAGGUACAUAUUCCGUACUUCUUAUUGACGGAUGGAAAAAUUCAGCAUCAAACACAAAAAAUGUCGCAGCAUUACUGCACAACUGUGAUCACAGAAUUUUUUUGGAAUCUUACGACUUUUCAUACAUGAGAGAAACUUCAGAAAAUCUCACUGAAAUGGUGAAGAAAGCUGCCAGUUUAGCCAAAGAUCGAUACAAAGUUGAAGUUUUCGCUGUAGUCACAGAUAAUGCUGCCAAUAUGGUAUCAAUGGGCCGGAAUGUUGGGCUGAUUCAUACAACGUGUAAUGCCCACAUCGGCAAUUUGCUAUCCAAAGAUAUCAUCAAGAAUUUUGGUAUUCGUUUCGAGUUAAAUUAUCUUUGUGCGACUGGGAAUAGCCAGAGGCGAUCUACGCGGCUACAGUCUCAACAAAACGAUGAUGUAUUCGGUAUGUUGGAGGACGAAGUUACUGAAAACUCUUCAAUACUUGGAAAAGUACAUAAAAUUCUUAAUGAAUUUAAAAAAGUACAUAUUGAAAGAAAGUUGUCAAUGCUUGGAGGAACCAAAGCGAAGUUACCAUGUGCAACAAGAUGGUGCAGUGAGCGUGAUGGACUUUUUUGGUUGAUAAACAACAUUUCCAAAAUGAAGCAAAUAUCUGCAGAAACUAACACUGAUGGAAAACCCUUGGUCAAAUCCUAUAUAAGUGAGCUGCUCUAUAAGGAGGACUUUAUUCAAUCCGUUAAGGAACUAUUUGAUCUUUUGAAUCCUGUAGCUUUACUUAUAAAAAACUGUCAAAAGUCUGAGUAUUCUAUAGCUGAUGCAACAGAAGAAUGGAUAAAAUUGCUUACUACGGCAAAACCAGAAUUAUAUGAAGUGGCGGCAGAAAGAUGUAGAAUCAGUAAAGUCUUUAAUAAAUAUAACCUGGCAGCAAAUGUUUUGCAUCCGCUAUAUAAGGGUGGAAGGCUGAACCCAGAGCAAAUGCAAAAAGUUGAAGACUUUUUACUGGAAAAUCUUGAUGAACAUGGAUUACAAUCAUUUUCAGAAUACAAAAAUGCGGCAGGAUUUUUUGCCUUACUUUUGGAAAAAACAUCCAAACCUGGGCUAUUCUGGGAAUUGGCUGCAAAUAGACACAAAUCAUUAGCGACAUUUGCACAAAAAUUGCUCAUGAUACCAGCUUCAACAGCUCAGCUGGAGGGUAUUUUUUCAAAUUGGACACAUGUUCAUACCGAUUUGAGGAACAGAUUAGACUCAGAACGUUCUAAGAAAUUGUUAGAAGUUUAUUUUUCUUUAAGAAUAAAUGAAACAAAAGACGUCUCGCAGUAUAUAGAGGAUACUGAUUCCAGCGAAAACGAAAAUUAAACGAAACAAAUUACAAAAUAAUUUGUAAUAACAGUAUGUACCUGCUUAGAGGCCUUUGAUUUUAAAUGUAAUUUAAAUGAAUUAUUUAAGUUUGUUAUGUUUUUAUAUUAUCUGUUUAAUAAAACAAAUAUUUUAAAGAAAAACUGAAUUGGAUUUUAAGAGACAAAUGUGUUUUUUAUUUCGUUCCUAUUUUUGUCAAAAACCUUGUUUUAUCGGGUAGGUUUACGACUUUUCCGACGUAUGUAAUAUACGUCGGAAAUGUAUGUCAGAUACGUCAUAAUUUCCG